ACAUGAUUUCCGCAUGAUGACGGAAUUCAACCUCGCGAAAUCUUGAAUUAUUUGUUGAAAAAUUCAGUACAUAAGAAUUUCUGCAACACAGAGGUAUAAAUCGCCGAAUUUGGACAGCCGUGCCUAAUUCCCCUGUGCAUCUGGCAUGUUCUAAAGAUCCAGCCAUUAUUUUUUAAACGGAAGAAAGUAUGGAUCCUGCUGUUGCAUCAAAGCCAAAACUUUUAAUCAGUGCUUGGUCACUACACCUGGGUGCCCUUCUUCUAAAUGUGAUCGGAAUGGGAACGCCAUACUGGGUUUAUGAGGCCAGUGUUGGCAGUACAAUUUACGCAGGCUUGUGGCAAUAUUGUCGCCAAGUCCUUUACACUAUUAUACCAUGCAAGGACAUAAACGAGUUUCCAGGAAUGAAAUGGGUGAAAAUGGUUCAGGCCCUGAUGAUUCUCAGCGUGAUGUGUUUUGGUGGAGGAUUUAUAUGCCUUACUCUAAAGAUAUGGGUUCUGAAAGAUAGAAAAGAAAUAUUACAUGCCGUUCUUUUGUCUACAUUUGCAGGGGCAUUUUUAACCCUUGUCGCCAUAUCCAGAGCUGCCGAUAUGAAGGAGAGAUAUCUUGGGGACACCUAUACGCUGCACUUUUCUUUCGCGUUUUGCAUACUUGGGAUGCUGCUGGGGAGUGCUGCUUGCAUUCUUUUAACAGUGGACCGUCUGAAGAAUAAAGAAUCUUGGAUCAAUUCCUGAACCUGUCGGAGAAAGAACAAAAUAUAUAACGAUACAUAUACUUGUGUUUACACCAGAUUUCUCGAGUAUAUUUAUACUUUGCAAAACUACAUGUGGGUGACACAUCUAGAAAAGUCUUUGCAGUUUAACUAUACCUUUUCCUGACUUUUAAAACUUGAGUUCCCACAUUUAAAUUCUGAUAUUUGUUGUCUGAUCCUUCAUUUAGUUUUUCUUAUCACUAGCCAUAGCUUGUUUAACAAUGAAUUUUUCUUAUCACUAGCCAGAACUUGUUUAACGAUGAAUUUUUCUUAUCACUAGCCUUGACUUGUUUAACGAUACUUUUAUCUUUUUACUAGCCAUAGCUUGUUUAGUGAUGCGUUUUUCUUUAACCGUAGCUUAUUUAUCGAUGAAUUUUUCUUAUCUUUAACCAUAGCUUAUUUAUCGAUGAAUUUUUCUUAUCUUUAACCAUAGCUUAUUUAUCGAUGAUUUUUUCUUAUCUUUAACCAUAGCUUAUUUGUCGAUGAAUUUUUCUUAUCUUUAACCAUAGCUUAUUUAUCGAUGAUUUUUUCUUAUCUUUAACCAUAGCUUAUUUAUCGAUGAAUUUUUCUUAUCUUUAACCAUAGCUUGUUUAACGAUGAAUUUUUCUUUUUUCGAGCCAUAGCUUGUUUAACGAUGAAUUUUUCUGAUCAGUAGCCAGAACUUGUUUAACGAUGAAUUUUUCUUAUUUUUGUCCAUAGUUUGUUUAACGAUGAAUUUUUCUGAUCACUAGCCAUGGCUUUGUUUAAAGAAUUUUUCAUUUUACUAGUCAUACAAUGUAGCUUGUUAUGUCUCCCCUUUAAAGGGGAGACAUAUUGUUUUUGUCAUUUUUCUUCUUCUUCUUCAACCAAAUUUUGUCCAGACCCUAACUAGAUAACCCUUUGACUUCAAACUUGGCACCAAAAUUUUUGACCUUGACCCUUUUCUUCAUUCAAGGUCAAAUUAAGAAAAACAUGAAGAGACCAUAACUUUAGAACCCUUUGACGUUAAGACUUCAAACUUAGAAUAUGAGAAGGGGAGGGGGUUGAGGAAAGGGGGAAUUCCACCAAAAAUUUUGACCUUGACUCAUUUAUAAAGUCAAUGUCAAUUUUUAAUGUCAAAAUAUAGUCCAGACCAAAAGCUGACUUGACAGCCGUUUGACAUUAAAACUUCAAACUUGGAAUAUAGAGAGAUGAUAUGGAAGAGUGCACCAAAAUGUUUGACCUUCACCCCUUUCUUCAUUCAAGGUCAAAUUAAGAAAAACAUGAAUUCACCAUAACUUUAGAACGCUUUGAAAUUAAGACUUCAAACUUAGAAUAUGAGAAGGGGGAAUGAGGAAAAGGGGAAUUCCACCAACAUUUUUGACCUUGACCCAUUUAUAAAGUCAAGGUCAAUUUUUUUAUGUCAAAAUAUAGUCCAGGCCAAAAGCUGACUUGACAACCGUUUGACAUUAAAACUUUAAACUUGGAAUAUGGAGAGGUAAUAUGGAAGAGGGGUGCACACCACAAACAGUUUUGACCUUCAUCCACUUACAGUGUCAAGGUCACUCUUUUACAUCAAGACUAUAACCUGAGAACUAUUUGACAUUAGGAUUUCAAACUUACAACUUAGAAAGCAGAUAUUAAGACAAGAUGUACCAAAAUCUUUGACCUUGACCCAUUUCUUCAUUCAAUGUCACUCUUUUACAUCAAAGUAUAGUCAAGACUAUAACCUGAGAACCCUUUGACAUUGGGAUUUCAAACUUAGAAUAUGGAAAGCAGACAUUAAGACAAGAUGUACUGUACCAACAUUUUUUACCUUGACCCAUUUCUUCAUUCAAUGUCAUGUUUAAAAAAAUCUUGAUGAUAUCAUAUUUAAGAUUUGUUUGACAUCAAGAUUACAAACUUGUAAUAUGGAAAGGCAAUAUUGAGGAGGGGGUGCACAUCACCAACAUUUUUUCCCUUGACCUACUUACAUUGGCAAGGUCACUCUUUUACAUCAAAGUAUAGUCCAGACCAUAACCUGAGAACCCUUUGCCAUUAGGUUUUCAAACUUACAAUAUGGAAGGCAGAUUUAAGACGAGAUGUACUGCACCAUUUUGUUUUUACCUUGACCCAUUCCUUGGAAAGCAGACAUUAAGACGCUUGCACUCAUUAUUGUUGUCUGUUGGGGGUUUUUGUUGUAAAAAACAAUACCCACUAGUUUAACGGUGAUUUUUUUCUUAUCACUAGCCAUAGCUUGUUUAACAAUGAUUUUUUUCUUAUCACUAGCCAGAGCUUUUUGAGCGAUAUUUUUAUUUCUUUUUACUAGUCAUACCUUGUUUAAUGAUGAAAUGAAUAACAAUGAGACAAAUAA
This is a messenger RNA of Ostrea edulis (European flat oyster), 3059 nucleotides long. RefSeq lists its product as uncharacterized. Gene Ontology annotation, cellular component: membrane. The transcript is spliced from 5 exons. Bases 189 to 731 code for a protein of 180 amino acids. Lineage: Eukaryota; Metazoa; Mollusca; Bivalvia; Ostreida; Ostreidae. The record is from RefSeq and is a predicted model, not a curated record.